This is a messenger RNA of Entrophospora sp. SA101, 255 nucleotides long. Lineage: Eukaryota; Fungi; Glomeromycota; Glomeromycetes; Entrophosporales; Entrophosporaceae. The record is from the annotation of a GenBank genome assembly.
AUGAUUGGUUUAAAAGAAGAUGCAAUAACAGAAGCAAUGUCGGAAGUAGAUACUGAAUAUGAAAACCUAUUACAAGGUCGGCUUCAUAACCUAUCAGGAUCAUCCACCGUGUCAUACGGUAAUAUUUUCGACAAGCAACUAAGUGGAUCUCACAGUUCCACCACUAACCUCAGGGCACAGAAGCAUUUCCCUGGUAGUGAGGAUAAUGCUUAUUAUGAUAGAAGCGGUCGUGAUGAUGGAAGAACUCAUAAUUAA